This is a messenger RNA of Rhodamnia argentea, 3003 nucleotides long. Its product is annotated as conserved oligomeric Golgi complex subunit 3. Bases 127 to 2478 code for a protein of 783 amino acids. Gene Ontology annotation, cellular component: membrane; COG complex; cis-Golgi network. Gene Ontology annotation, biological process: intra-Golgi vesicle-mediated transport; intracellular protein transport; Golgi organization. NCBI's taxonomy places the organism in Eukaryota, Viridiplantae, Streptophyta, Magnoliopsida, Myrtales, Myrtaceae. The record is from RefSeq and is a predicted model, not a curated record. The transcript has 25 exons.
CGCCGGCUCUCACCGACGAACACGAACGUACUGAAGAGUCUGAAAAAGGAAGCGCCGACUCGAUCCAGUCGUUCCGUACGUUGCUCGUCAAUUCGAUGCAGAUGCUGAUACUCUGAGCGUUCAUCAAUGGCUGCGAAGGCGAGCCCUCCUACUUCUCUCCCCAAGUCCGGCGCGAUCUCCAAAGGCUACAACUUCGCUUCUACUUGGGAACAGAGUGCUCCGUUGACGGAGCAGCAACAGGCGUCGGUUGUCUCUCUGUCUCACGCGGUUGCCGAGCGGCCAUUUCCCGUUAAUUUGGCGCAAGACAAUAUCUCUGGUCUGGACGGUGGGUUGUCUGCGUCCAAGCAGGACAGCGCUUUUGGAGAAGCUGAGGCUGUGGAAGCAGUGUUGGUCAAUACAAAUCAGUUCUACAAAUGGUUUACGGAUCUGGAAUCAGCUAUGAAAUCAGAGACUGAUGAGAAGUAUCAACAAUACGUUAACACGCUGACUGAGCGAAUACAGACGUGUGAUGCUAUUCUUCAACAGGUUGAUGGUACCUUGGACUUGUUCAAUGAACUUCAGCUGCAGCAUCAAGCAGUGGCUACAAAGACUAAAACUCUGCAUGACGCAUGUGACCGGCUGUUAAUAGAGAAGCAAAGGCUGAUUGAGUUUGCAGAUGCACUUCGGAGCAAACUCAAUUAUUUUGAUGAAUUGGAGAAUAUAGCAACCAAUUUCCACUCUCAAAAUAUGAACGUUGGCAAUGAGAACUUCCUCCCGCUUCUUAAACGGAUUGACGAAUGCAUAUCUUAUGUUGAAAGUAACCCACAGUAUGCAGAAUCUGGUGUAUAUUUGGUUAAAUUUCGUCAACUCCAGUCUAGAGCCCUUGGGAUGAUUCGUUCUCAUGUACUUACAGUUCUCAAGGGUGCCUCUUCUCAGGUCCAGGCAGCAAUCCGUACUAGCGCUAGUGGCACUGCUGUUUCAGAGGGUGUGGAGGCAUCGGUUAUAUACGUGCGCUUCAAGGCAGCAGCGACAGAGCUAAAACCCGUGCUUGGGGAAAUUGAAAGCAGAUCAUCAAGGAAAGAAUAUGUUCAGAUUCUGGCAGAAUGUCACAGAUUGUACUGUGAGCAGCGGCUUUUUCUGAUAAGGGGCAUCGUGCAUCAACGGAUAUCUGAAUUUGCUAAAAAAGAGGCUUUGCCAUCACUAACUAGAUCUGGAUGUGCAUACCUUGUUCAGGUCUGCCAGCUGGAGCAGCAGCUUUUUAAUCACUUUUUUCCAUCUUCUGCGGAGGAUGUAUCUAGUUUGGCACCAUUGAUAGAUCCACUAUCCACUUAUUUGUACGAUACACUGCGCCCCAAACUUAUCCACCAAACCAAUAUCGAUCUCCUAUGUGAGCUUGUUGACAUCCUUAAAGUUGAAGUCCUGGGUGAACAGAUCAGUAGACGAGGUGAACUGUUAGCUGGGCUCCGCCCUACAUUACAGAGAAUUUUAGCAGAUGUUAACGAGAGGCUAACUUUUCGUGCUCGAACACAUAUUCGUGAUGAGAUAGCAAACUAUGUGCCUUUGGACGAAGACUUGGAUUAUCCUGCAAAGCUGGAGCGAUCUGCCCAAAAGGAAUCAGAUACUACAAGAGUUGAUGAAAACUCGGAUGUAUAUAAGUCUUGGUACCCACCUCUCGAGAAAACUAUAUCAUGCCUUUCAAGGUUGUACCGUUGUCUAGAAUCUGCUGUUUUCACUGGCUUAGCACAGGAAGCAGUAGAAGUUUGCUCUCUGUCCAUCCAGAAAGCAAGCAGACUAAUUGCAAAGAGAUCGACAGCAAUGGAUGGGCAGCUCUUCCUUAUAAAACAUCUCCUUAUUUUAAGGGAGCAGAUUUCCCCCUUUGAUAUUGAAUUCUCCGUCACACAUAAGGAGCUUGAUUUCUCUCAUUUGCUGGAACAUCUGAGACGAAUUCUUAGAGGUCAAGCCUCGUUGUUUGACUGGUCAAGGUCUACUUCAUUGGCGAGAACUUUAUCUCCCAGAGUUUUGGAAAGUCAAGUAGAUGCCAAGAAGGAUCUGGAGAGAAGUCUGAAAACCACUUGCGAGGAGUUUAUUAUGGCAGUCACUAAACUAGUAGUUGAUCCUAUGCUUUCUUUUGCAGCCAAGGUAACAGCUGUAAAGGUUGCGUUGUCCUCUGGCAGUCAGAAACAGCAGGUGGAAUCUGUUAUGGCAAGACCACUUAAGGAACAGGCAUUCGCUACCCCUGAUAAGGUGGCUGAACUUGUUCAAAAGGUAGGUGCAGCUAUACAGGAAGAGUUGCCUAGGGUGAUGACUAAGAUGAAGCUUUAUUUACAGAAUCCCUCCACAAGAACAAUACUUUUCAAACCAAUAAAGACAAAUAUAAUCGAGGCCCAUGUGCAGGUACAGUCCUUACUGAGAGCGGAGUACUCGCCCGAGGAGAUUCAAAGUGUCAUAAACAUGGUUUCGAUUCAGGAUCUUCAAGAACAACUGGAUAGUUAUUUAUAGGGAGCUCCAGACGUUUACCCGAUUGUAUCCUCCCAAAAUUUUUGUCCGAGAGAGUACUAUUUAAGAUAUCUCGGAAGUAAGAAAUCAGCGGCAGAAGAAUGCCAAAUAGAGAUACACAGAAUAAUUUGGUAUUUUAUCAUGUGAGAUGUGAGAGAUAACUGCGUUUCAUUCUUUUCAGAGCGGGUAGAGGUGCAAGCACAACAUUCUGGAGUAUCUGCUAUCAUUUGCACCAUAAAAAGGUUCUUGCGUUUCCAUUGACUGUCUGCAAGAGAAAACAGCUUUUCUCUCUUCGUCUCUCGCCCUCUCUCCGACCACACCCCAACCGCGCUGCUGCUGAUAUCUUUUGAGGGUUGCAGCUCAAGUUUCUGCUUGAGUUGGACAUAACAGGUUCUUGAGUAACUGUCCAGUCGUGCUUUGGCAUCAUAGACUCAUUAUACGGCACCUCUGUCGAACAUUUAUGUGUAUAUGUACACUUGACAGACAUCAAGUGCAGAAAUACAGAACGACGGAUGAUAGAUUCUAUCA